Molecule: messenger RNA, 723 nt
Organism: Rhagoletis pomonella (apple maggot)
Lineage: Eukaryota; Metazoa; Arthropoda; Insecta; Diptera; Tephritidae
Product: pistil-specific extensin-like protein
Exons: 3
Coding region: 1-723 (240 amino acids)
Source: RefSeq, a predicted model, not a curated record
AUGUUUUCAAGCAGACGCUGCAUUUUAAAAUUUCUAGUUCCUUUGUUUCUUUGCUGCUACAUCGCAGCGCGUCCAUCUUUUCGUCAUAAACGCAGCAUCUAUGGCUUAGACUCAACUGGUCCUUAUUUACCGCCUCCAUUCGGGCCAGUACCAUUUGCUCCCUUUGGCUUGGGUUCUCCAUUUGCACAACCGCCUUUCGCUUUGCCCUAUCAUUCGUAUGCGCCACCGCCCUAUGCCGCACCGAAUUCGUAUCCUUUACCACCAUUUUAUCCACCGCAUCCCUAUCAAAAUCCAAUAUUUGCACCAUCAUUUCCGUCGCCACUAUAUCGGCCACCACCAUAUUUUCCACCUGUUGUCGCACCUGUAGCACCGAUUGGUCCACCGCCAGCACCUAUCAUAGUGCCCGCAAAGACAGCUGCAGCAUUGAGUAUUGCUUCAAUAAUUCAUGCCUUCAUUGCCCGGAAAUUCUAUCCACCUGUGCUGCCAGUGCCUAUUGCUAGACCGGUGCCAUAUCCGGUCGCUGAGAGGAUACCAUUUCAACGGCAUGCUCCUGCAACAAUUUUACAACCGAUUUCUGAAAAAGCAGCUGUUCACAAAACAUUACCUGAAAACAUUUGCAUUCAAAAUAUAUCCGACAUAGUAUUGGAAAACUCAAUUUUCGAAGAUAUAACGUCUACAACAGAGGCACCAUGGCAGCCUACACUAAUCCCAAUAAGCCAAUAA